UGUUAUAGAGAGAGAUAAAUCAAUUUUAAAAAAAUGGAAAGAGUUCUUAUAAAUAGGUGUAAAAAUGAAAGCAAGAAGGAAGUUGAAAAUGAAACAAAUUAUGUGGGUGAAUUAAAGAAAAUAAAAGAGUGUAAAAAAAGUAGUACAAAUUUGCCACUAGUCAAAAUCAAUUAUUUCCAUCAAAACAAUUUACUAUCUGUUGCGACAAACAAAAAUAGGAAUGUAAAUUUGGGCAAGAUCAAGGGUAAUUUUGCAGUGGAAUGCCUUCCCGAAUAUAAACCAAUUGUCCUGUUUAAACUGUUGACGAGGAACAAUACCAUUUCCAAGACUCUCGUUUACACAAAUUCUGAACAUACCGCACACAAAUUGGCGCUUUUCAUGCAAUUAUUGUUGAAACGGAUAAAUGUCACAGUUGGAGAAUUGUCUAUGAAGCAACAUAAAAGUAUUCUCAGUAAAUUCGCAAGUGCAGAGAUACAAGUGUAAGUUUUAUGUUUUCUUAAGAUAAAAUAAUUCUAAUUUUUAUAGGGCAUUUUUUUCAUUUUGCGAUUAUAGAUUUGUUCUUUUUGGCUGAACUCGUAGCUGAACUGGCUGCACUAGUUCAGAGUUUAUCUCUUUCCCUACAAUG
Messenger RNA from Nylanderia fulva, 625 nucleotides. RefSeq lists its product as uncharacterized. NCBI's taxonomy places the organism in Eukaryota, Metazoa, Arthropoda, Insecta, Hymenoptera, Formicidae. The record is from RefSeq and is a predicted model, not a curated record.